AUGUCUUACCACAGCUCCGACAACUCGACCAUCGGGCCGCUGGACCUGGAAGACCCGACACUCUGGCAAUCAACGUAUGCGCCCUGGUCUGCGGGCCACUCAAUACACCACCACCAGCACCACCCCUCCUUCGACUCGGGCACCCCUCGAAGCGUACAAAAGGACCUGGCUGGCACUGGUCUGGCACUGGCCGACGAUGCCGGGAACUUCGGGCCAUCAGAACCUCGACAUCUGGACGGGUCUCUCCCCACCUUCGACCUCCAACACGACAUGGCUCCAGUAGCCAUGGCCCGCAUGGGCUCGACGAACGGCUCUCACGGUGGCUACCACUCGGCGCCGACAUCGACUCACCCGCUGUACGCGAGCAACAACGGCAACGGCAAGCGCGACUUCCACCACGUCGACAUGGACUUCUCGACGAGCUACACCUACGGCAGCACGACGACACCUUGGCAGUAUUCGACGCCUGCGGGUACCACAGUACCAUCGCAGCCUCACCUCGACGACGUUCAAGUCUUUGAACCCGCCGAGUAUUGCUCCAAGCUUUCGAGCGAUCCCCUCACCGACCCCAUGUGCUCCACUGCAACACAAUUUGCACAUAAGAAGGCCCGAGUCGGAGCAGGUCUACAAACCUCGUCGACGGUCGGCCGCUCUUCUUAUGCUCCAAAUUUGUGCGUGCCGUCGGCACAUGACAACGUAUCGCCAAGUACGAGUAUGUCGUCGACGACUCACCUGUCACCAAGCUCCCUCACGUCGAGUGAGGCGAUGAGCCGACAGAGUAGUGUGACCAGUGCGUCGGUGAUUGAUGCUUUCGACAUGAUGCGCGUUGAGUCUUCCUUCUCCACUGCCUCUGAUCUCUUUUCUGUCGAUGAUCUUGAUGGUUCUUUCGUAUCGUCUGCUACUGAGAAGCCGCCUAGUAGUCACCAGCCUACUAUGAUCGGCUUGCAAGAUGGUAGUGCCUCGCAUUUGCUGAGCAAUGUGGGCUAUGGCUUAGGUUGUACCCCGGACUUUCCUUUUGUUAGUACUGUUGGUCAAGAUUUUUCUGAUGCUGCUGCUGUUGAUCAUGCUGGCGGUCAACAGUACGCCAUCGACGGCAAUGGGUUUGCCUUUGCUCACCAACACCAUCACCACCACGCCCAAGACAUGGUGCGCAGCGACUCUCAAGAAAGCAACUCGAGUUCAUCCUCGUCCGAAUUCAAAGCCAACGAACGUCGCCGCAAGCACAUCGAGAACGCCAGACAAAACAUCGCACCCAAGAGUCUCCCCGACGGCCCCAAAUCAGCACCCCUGAAGAGAGAGUCCAGCACGCCCAACGCCAGCAACAACCGCUCCUCCAAACCCAACCACACCACCACCAAGCCCAAAGAACCCAUCUCCAAAGCCCCCUACACCCGCCCCUCGCACCCCAAACUCUACUGCAACAUGUGCGAAGAAUUCCCCCAUGGCUUCCGCGGCGAGCACGAACUCCGCCGCCACUGGGACCGCGCGCACGCCGAAUGCCGCAAAGUCUGGAUCUGCACCGAACCGACCACCCGCACGGAGUGGUGGCCCGCCAAACCCCUGGGCAUCUGCAAGCAGUGCAAGCAGCAGAAGCAGUACAACGUGUACUACAACGCGGCAGCUCAUCUGCGCAGGGCUCAUUUCUGUCCGAGGAAGCGGGGCCGGAAGGCCAGGGGUGAGGAGAGGGAGUCUCGAGCAGGGAAAGCCGGAGGCGACUGGCCGCCGAUUGAGUGGUUGAAAGCGAACGGAUGGUUGAAAGAAGUCGAAGUCUCAAGCGAUCAGGCCUUUGGGCAUUCAUUGCCCCUCGAAUCAUCCUCGACGAGCACGACAAUGCCAACAGAAACGAUGGACGACCUUGCCCUGGACCUCGACCUCGAUCUCGACGACCAGCUCGCCGCCGCGCAGACGCUGGGGUUUCAGGAUGCAUAUCUGCCUCAUCAGCAAGCUCAUUCGACGGGGUUUGACAACAACAAUAACAUGAGAUACCCCACGUCUAUCGAUAAUGCUGGCUUGUCGUUCUCGAAUGAGUUAGUUGCGGCGCCGAUGAUGCAGCAUACCGUCUCGGCGCCGCCGGGGUUGUAUUAUCAGCAAUUUUGA
Zasmidium cellare ATCC 36951 is the source of this 2097-nucleotide messenger RNA. RefSeq lists its product as uncharacterized. Lineage: Eukaryota; Fungi; Ascomycota; Dothideomycetes; Mycosphaerellales; Mycosphaerellaceae. The record is from RefSeq and is a predicted model, not a curated record. The transcript has 2 exons. The coding region runs from base 1 to 2097 and encodes 698 amino acids.